Messenger RNA from Meleagris gallopavo (turkey), 1691 nucleotides. It is a transcript of the gene RELL2, whose product is annotated as RELT like 2. The record is from RefSeq and is a predicted model, not a curated record. Gene Ontology annotation, biological process: positive regulation of p38MAPK cascade; positive regulation of cell-substrate adhesion. NCBI's taxonomy places the organism in Eukaryota, Metazoa, Chordata, Aves, Galliformes, Phasianidae.
GAGGAGGCGCAGGCAGCCUGCUGGGGGUCUCCAAGCCACCUUCCCCCUUCUCCUAGAUCCGCAUGUCCGACCAGAGCAGCAGCGAAGAUGGGGAGUCCGACUCCCAGCACAGCCUGUACAUGGUCUUCCUCCUUGUCUUGGUCUUCUUCAUCAUGGGGCUGGUAGGGUUCCUCAUCUGCCAUGUCCUGAAGAAGAAGGGCUACCGGUGCAGGACGUUCCGGGAUGAACUCGACCCAGAUAACAAGGACGUGCUGGCAGAACUCCAGGCCAAUGAAGAGGAGGAGCUGAACGAGGAUACCGUGGAGAAGAUCGUGAGAUGCAUCAUCCAGAAUGAAGCAAAUGCAGAAGCCCUCAAGGAGAUGCUGGGGGACAAUGACGGGGACAUCGCAGUGCCAAUGCCCAGCCUUUGUCCCCACCGUAACAGCCAGGAUGGAGGGCCCCCUCACCACCAUACAGUGCACCUGGGCUCCACGCAAGCCCCCUGCAUCCACUGCAGCAAAAGGAGGAGGCACCCACUGCACCGCCAGGGCCGGUCCAAGGAUGGCAAAGGCCGGAUGCACCCUGGAGAGACCACUGUCUUCUCAGUGGGCAGGUUCCGUGUCACGCACAUCGGGAAGAAGCCGGCUUUCCAUGAGCAGCAGGACGGUGCCCAGCCUGAUGGCAGCAAGGAGCCAAGCACGGAGGAGCUGGAGCACAGCAGUGAGCGGUUCCAACGAGAGCAGGCUCGCAAUGGGACUGUCCCCACGGGUAGCCUGGAGAAUGGGGCUGUGCAGGAGGGGACACAGGGUGGCAAGGGCACAGAGCAGAGCCGCACCGGCACCCCAGUGCCUGGCACUGCAGUGGGCAGCUCUCCUGGGAGCACCAGUCGGCAGCGGAGGCUGCUGAGCCGCCGGGUUCUGGGAGGGUCGAGUCCCAGCAUCCCAGGUCAGCUGGGGCAGGAGGAGGCCGGACUGGGGUCAGCAGAUGAGGUGUCGGAUAUUCACGGGAGCCUGAGCCUACACGAAGUGCCGGAUGAGAUGGGGAGAGAAGACAGCAGCAGGAGGCAGCCCGGAGAAGAGAACAUGGGCCAGCAGGAGCCCAGCGCUGUGGUGCACGACCGAGGAGCCACUGUGUGAUGUGAGUGCUCGUCUCCAGUCUUGGGGCCACAUCCAGGGGUGGGCAGGGGGGAAGCCACGGGCAGUGGGUCACAGCCCACCCUACCAGCUUUUGUCUGCGGACAACCCCUAUAGUUCUCUCAAGGGGUACCCAGGAUCAGGAGAUGCGGAUGGAAUGAGGCUGCUCCAGAUGCACCAUAGCCAAGCACCGUCCUGCUCUCCUCCCUCUCUAUCCCCACAGCUCCUCUCCACUCCUGGCCCUGGUGGCUGACAGCAGGCACAGCGCCCCUGGCCCCACACAGGGCUGGAGGCUCAGCUGUGGGGGGCAGCUGGCCCCGGCCCCAACCUGGGCGAGCAACUUGGCAUGGCCAGAGCGACGCACGGACAUUACAGACCUCAUCCCAUCAGCAAUAGUUACCCAACUCCCCCCACUGCACCCACCACCCCGCUGCUGCCCAUGCCCCGCACCCCAAGGAAGGAUGCUACAGGGAUGGGCAGGGGCACCGCCUUGAGCCCCCCAACCCUGAAUUCACCGCAGAUCACAGCCCCGGCGGUGCCACCGAGCACCAGCACAAUGCCCGUGGUGCCAAUAGGAAG